AUGAGCUCGUCACCCCCACCUGCCGAGCCCGAGCCCACCGCUCCCGAGAGUCCUGUCGGAGCGCCGUCGCCAGGCGCGUCAGAGAGCGCGCCCGCACCAGCGAUGGCGAACAUGUUCGGCUCCGAUGACGACAAUACAGCCGCCAACACGAAUGACAACAUGGCUCCAGGCAGCGAGGCACAAGAAGCACGCGAAGAGGGGGAAGGGGAGGGCGAGUACGUCCCCGCGACAGAGAGUAGCGCGGCGCGCAUUCCGUCAUUCAAGAAGCGCCGCGGGAGUGGCGACGAAGAGGGCGAGGAUGACGAGGAGCGGGAGAGGAGAAAGAAGAAGAAGAAGGACGCACGCGCGGAGCGGCGUGCCCGUGCGGCAGCUGAAGAGGAAGAGGAAGGCGGUGAAGACGAGCCGCAGCUGGACGAAGCCACCCGUCGCCGCCUUGCGCUUGAGGAGCGCAUCGACGCUGUGGGCAAGACGAACCGCGCUCCCCGCCGCAAGAAGAAGGGGGAUGACAUUGACAUUGUCGAGGGAUACCAUGACGACGUGUGUGUGCGCCUACGCGACCGCAUGUACACGGCUGCCGAGGCCGACCAGAAGUCCAACUUGAAGAAGAUGCCUGCCACCAGCAAGUUAGCCAUGUUGGACGAGGUCGUCAAUGCGCUGCAAAACACCACGCUCUGGUCGUCGAUCAUCGACAACGAGGUGCUCAAGGCGGUCAAGAUGUGGCUCGAGCCGUUGCCGGACAAAUCGCUCCCGGCUGUGGGGAUCCAGAAGGCCGUCUUCGAGGUACUCCCCAAGAUGGACCUAGACACGGCGACGAUCCGUGAGGCCGGACUGGGGCCGAUCGUGCUCUUCUACACGAAGACGAAGCGCGUGACGCCGUCGAUCAACCGCGCCGCCGAGGCGCUUGUGCAGACGUGGUCGCGUCCGAUCAUCAAGCGGCCCGCCGACUUCCGCAGUCGUUACAUCCAGACGGCGGACGAGAUGGAGCGCGCCGAGUACGACGAGUUCGACGACGACGAGGAGCCGCGCGAAAGCCGCCCGAGGCCGAAGACGAAGACCAAGAAGCAGCGUUUCAACGUUGCCGAAGCGCUCACCGAGAACCGUGACCGUAAGGGCGCCCGCCUGCCAAACGUACGCGAUGUGCAAUAUACGGUUGCGCCUGAGAGCCGGCUUACGCACCACUCGGGCGAGACGGGAUACAUUGCGCGCAUCCAACAGGACAACAAGAAGUUUAACCGCUUUGCGCGCCAGCUCAAGGGCCAGAAGUCGGGCCGUUAG
This is a messenger RNA of Cutaneotrichosporon cavernicola, 1275 nucleotides long. RefSeq lists its product as uncharacterized. The transcript has 3 exons. Bases 1 to 1275 code for a protein of 424 amino acids. Gene Ontology annotation, cellular component: nucleus. The record is from RefSeq and is a predicted model, not a curated record. NCBI's taxonomy places the organism in Eukaryota, Fungi, Basidiomycota, Tremellomycetes, Trichosporonales, Trichosporonaceae. Gene Ontology annotation, biological process: poly(A)+ mRNA export from nucleus.